Molecule: messenger RNA, 633 nt
Organism: Kwoniella mangroviensis CBS 8507
Lineage: Eukaryota; Fungi; Basidiomycota; Tremellomycetes; Tremellales; Cryptococcaceae
Exons: 1
Coding region: 1-633 (210 amino acids)
Source: RefSeq, a predicted model, not a curated record
AUGAGCUUACCCAGCGAUAGCUCAACAGCCGACCCGGCAACUGACCCCACUCCAUCCUCAGGUGAUGCUCCAGGCUCCAACUCAAACAACUAUCUUAUUGCUUCUAGUUUGAAGAAGAAUAGCUCAUCGCUGGGAUCGGAUACUGUGCCGAUCAGGUUCUUGCUCACAAGGUAUCUGACCGAACCUUACAGAGGACCUCCAGAUAUGAGUUACACCAAGGCUCAUCACUGGAGAUUGGUGGCAGGUUCUCCUUCCAAGGAGAGCCUAAAAGAUUGGGAUACGUUUAGCAGAAAUUUAAAUGGCAAUAUGAAACGUCAUCUAAAGUCGACGAUAUGUAUCAAUGGAGAGGUCAGACCGGAACAAUAUCCUGAUGUCACCGAUCAGAUAGAAAUAACAGAAAGAGAAAAGCUUUUCCGUGAAGCUCGAGCAAUAUUCUCGGAUUUCUUCCCGGCGGAAGGAUCAGGCUUGUCAGGAUCAGCUGCCACAUUUGAAUUAGAAUGCGUUGGUAUCGAGCAGUACCUGCGUCGAAGUCCGAAGAUUUCAGUGGAUAGCUUGAACCCGCCACCAUAUGACAAGGUUAAAUAUAAACAGGAAAUGACUGCCCGAAAAGGAAGGAGUUGGUUUCUCCUCUGA